UUAGAAAAAAAUGUUGAUGUGCUGUGUUCUCUUCAAUAUAUUAUUUCAGUUUUCUUUACUUUUCUUUAAAAUGGUCUUUGUACAUUUAGAGAACGUGAAAGCAGAAGUAAUGGUGAAAUAAUUCAGAAAGGUCUCAAAUAAACUUCAGUGUUGAAAAUAUUGCAUAAAAUAUUAUUAAUUUAUUAAUGUCACAUUCUCCUCUCCAUCUGGCAUUGAAACUAUUGAAUUACCUUUGCAUCAGGCAUGAAACAGCAUAAUCCAAACCAAGGUCUUGUGGAUUUGCUGCAGAUGGAAAGAUUGAGAGAUAGUCGAGGCAAACAAACAUUCAUCCUUGACAAUUGAUACUGUGUGUUUAUAGAGUUGAGGGACAACGGUAAUUACAGAUUACUUCAUGUGACAGUAAAUCAUGUAACAAUCCGGAGGUUUAGAUUGAAAAUGUAACGAAUGUGUUAUGCACAAGCUUUAGUGUGCCUUAUCACAAUCAACAAUGUAAUGCCGGUUAAAGUCAGAGAUCUCAAGCCAGAAUAUAGUUAAUUGAAACUUCAGUACAUAUUCAGUUCUUCAUUUACCUAAUGGAUUACAAGGUCAGCAAGGGAACAAUCACAUGUGAUGCACACACACACGCUCACACACAAAAUGGGGCAGGCGUAAGCCAGGUAUAAAAGGUAGCUAUAUCUGCGUCUGAGAAGUCAGAUUGAUCACAUCUCACUGGAAGUCAAGAACAAAGCCAUCAUGUUUUGGACAAGAUAUGCUGGAGCAAGUAUAUUAUUGUUUUUAUUGCUUAUUCAUCUUGGACAAGUGUAUCCAAGAAAUGAUAUGACUAACUUUGGAUGUGAGGAGUGCAAACUCAAGGAGAACAACAUUUUCUCAAAACCCGGCGCUCCCGUCUAUCAGUGUAUGGGAUGCUGCUUUUCCAGGGCUUACCCCACACCCCUGAGAUCCAAGAAAACCAUGCUUGUUCCCAAAAAUAUCACAUCAGAAGCGACAUGCUGUGUAGCCAAAGAAGUUAAACGGGUACUUGUCAAUGAUGUCAAACUAGUGAACCACACAGACUGCCACUGUAGCACCUGUUACUAUCACAAGUCUUAAAAACACUAUGAGAUUUCAAAUGUACUUGUUUGCUUAGUUAUAUUCCUGGACCUGUCAUUUUUUCUGCAGUGCUUAUUUUCUGUUCUUGAUUCACAAUGACUUACACAUUUAAAGUGAAAACAUAUUGUUAGAAGUCUGUGUAUACUGUGUACUGUAUACAAAUUUUCUUCAUACUGUAGAUUGUUUCCAACAAUUCUUUUUUAAAAGGUUGUCAUAAUUGUUGUAAUUUGUGCCCUACUUCCAUAAAUAGCUUAAGAGCAUAAAAUGCAAUAUUUUAUCAUUUAUAAAAUGCAAAAUAACUUCAUUAGCCUACUAUGCUCUGCUUGGUAUUAAUUUAAGCCCUCUUUUGUUGGUAAUUGCUGACUUGUUUUGUCGUCGCUGCUAUAAGAUUGUUCAAAUACAUUAAUUAAAAACAAGAUUGCUUAUGACAUCAAUUUUC
This is a messenger RNA of Megalobrama amblycephala (Wuchang bream), 1528 nucleotides long. RefSeq names its product glycoprotein hormones, alpha polypeptide (gene cga). Bases 733 to 1089 code for a protein of 118 amino acids. Gene Ontology annotation, biological process: positive regulation of steroid biosynthetic process; thyroid hormone generation. The transcript is spliced from 4 exons. Gene Ontology annotation, molecular function: follicle-stimulating hormone activity. NCBI's taxonomy places the organism in Eukaryota, Metazoa, Chordata, Actinopteri, Cypriniformes, Xenocyprididae. The record is from RefSeq and is a predicted model, not a curated record. Gene Ontology annotation, cellular component: extracellular region; follicle-stimulating hormone complex.